Messenger RNA from Lotus japonicus, 1261 nucleotides. RefSeq lists its product as uncharacterized. The coding region runs from base 378 to 1028 and encodes 216 amino acids. The transcript is spliced from 2 exons. NCBI's taxonomy places the organism in Eukaryota, Viridiplantae, Streptophyta, Magnoliopsida, Fabales, Fabaceae. The record is from RefSeq and is a predicted model, not a curated record.
UAUGAUAGAGAAGAGAAAAUCAGUUUAGCGUGACAGCAUAGUUAACCUUUACAUACAGACAAGAUCACAAUCACUAUUCAAGAGAAACCGGAGUUAUCCGAAGCUACCAACACGUUGGAAUGCCGCGGCUAAGGAAUAAAUGUCAACGGUCCUACAUGCUCUGCUUCUAUCUCUCUCUCUAGAACCUCCUCAGCUCCUAGUCAUCCUUGUUCUUCUCUCUUCCGCGUUCUCAUGCUCCUAUAUAAUCAAUAUUAAACCCUCGUGAUUCAAUCUCAAACAUUCACAAUCACACUAAAUAUCACACCUCAAUUUCCAUACAUACCCCAAAACCAAAACCAUCAUCAUCAUCAAAUAUCAAUCAUCCGAGGAAGAGGAAAAUGAAGCUAGUUUGGUCCCCGGAGGCAGCAUCAAAAGCAUACAUCGACACAGUCCAAUCUUGCCCUGAAUCAGGGGUGGCAGAGCUUGUUUCCGCCAUGGCGGCAGGGUGGAAAGCGCAGCUCAUCGUGGAGACAUGGUCAGAGGGAGGACCGAUCGCCACGAGCAGAGGGUUGGGGAUAGCAAGAGGGCACACGAGCGGGAGGCACGUCUGCGUGGUCCCUGACGAGAGAUCAAAGGUGGAAUAUUGUGACAGGAUGGGGGAGGCAGGGGUGUGCACGGAGGUGAUGGUGGGGGAAGCGGAGGAGGUGAUGGAAGGUUUGGUUGGGAUUGAUUUCAUGGUGGUGGAUUGUAAAGGGAGGGAGUUUUCCAAGAUUCUGAGGGUGGCUAAGCUUAGCAGCAUGGGGGCUGUGUUGGUUUGUAAGAAUGCGAAUUCUAGAAAUGUUACAGGGUUUAAAUGGCGGAGCGUGGUUGAUGGAGGUUCUUCGCGGCGGCGGCUUGUUCAUUCUGUGUUUCUUCCGGUGGGGAAAGGGCUUGACAUAGCACAUGUUUCUGCUGUUGGAGGUGGUGAUUCUGUUUCUGGGAUCAAGGGUAAGAGAUGGAUCAAGCAUGUUGAUCGACAAUCAGGGGAUGUGCAUGUGAUUCGGCGAUGAAUGAACAUGUUUGAUGCAAGCAGUUGUUUUUUUUUCUUCUUCUUUCUUUGCUGGUAUUCUAUUAGCUGCAAAGAUUGUAACAGAUUUUAUUUAACUUCUUCAUUUUUGUAACAUGUUUUGCCAAAAUACACUGAUUAGUUGUAAUUAAAUACAAUGAUGCAGUGUGUAUGUGGUAUCUCACAAACCAUUCCAUUUAUUCUUUACUGUUAUGAGACUCUGGUAGUCCUUUUUUA